AUGAAUGUGAGGCCAAAAUUUGGAAGGUCAACUCCACCUAGUCAUACUUCAUCAAAUCCACAUUCUUAAAUUACUUAGCCAGUUAAUUAAGACAUGUAACAAAAUCAAAUGCAAAUACCUCAGAACUGUGGAUCCUAUCCAAGUAUUCCAAUGCCUCCACCUGCCAAUCCUCAUUUAAUUAGUCCAUAGUAUUAAGUUUAAAAUUCCUAACAUUAACCAUAUAUUCCAGAAUAAAAUUAUACUUAUCAAUAGAAUCCAUACAAUCAUUAUUAGCAACCUAUCUCUAGAGAAACUGCAGUGUUUGGAUAAGUUCAGAAUUAAUAGGGGUACAAUAAUGGCCCAGAUAUCUACAAAUCCGCAGAUAUAUAUCAUUAGAGCCAUAAACAUUAUCAUUAUAAAGAACCUUUAUAAGUGGAAAGCGUAAUCCUUCCUACUAGUGAUGUUAUUUAAUAAUCAAAGGAGUACUAAUACUCUUCAGUCAUUUUGAAAACAUGUGAACUUUCAAAUACAUAGAAUUCAUAAAUAUUAGAGAACUUUAAAAUAAUUUCUAAUUCUUAGAUCAAAGAUAUGGAUAUAAGCUCAAAAACUCACAAUAUGAUUACAAUAUAAGAUAAGUCUAAUGAGUUUCAAAUUUAACCUUUUGAUGAAAAUUUGAAAAAGGAGAAAUAGAAAAAUAAAUAAUUGAUUAACUCGAAUCUCCUUAUAAUUUAAAACAAAAAUACAAAUAUACCUAAUUUUGAGUGUCUAGAAAGGCUAUGUUAAAUGCAUCAAAAGCCAAUAGAAAAGAUCUGUGCUGAAAAGGAGUGCAAAGAAUUAAAUGAAUUAUUGUUGUGUUAAGAAUGUGCUAGAGAACACAAAGGCCACAAUCUAUUCGACAUUCCAGAGGCAUUAUUUUUAAUACUAAAAAGUUAAUAAAACCUAGAAAAGGAUGAUUAAUUGAUAUAAGUUAUUUAACAAAAAGCUUAGGAAUAAUUUAAACAUCUAAAAUCAAACAUAACUUGGUAAUUAAGUCAAAUUGAAGAACAAUUACAUGAUGGAUUUAAUAAUUUUAAGAAUUACCUUUUGGAGAAAAAGAACUCCUAUCAAAAAGCCUUUGAGGAUCUUCAACUAGGAGGUUUAAGCAAGAUGGUUGAAUAAGCAAAUUUGCUUUUUGAUUAAGGCUUAUUCUAGGAAGUCAAUUUAAAUUAAAAUGAAUAGGAAUACCUUAAAUUAUCAGAUGAAUUAAAUAAGGUAAAAUAAUCAAUGAAAAAGUUCUUAUAAUUUGUUGAAGAUGAUAAUUAAGAGUAUACAUAAAUCAAACUCAAUAAUGUAGAUAUAUAGAUUGAGAGUUAAAAAAUAGACGAUCUUAAUUAGCUCUAUUAUUAAAUCAAAAUAGAUUCUUUAAAUUAGAAAUUUACAAAUAUUCUAGAUUAGGAACUGCUAUUAUUGUAAAAUAAUAAAGCAAUAAGAUUGAAAGAAAAUUAUUCGAAAAUUAAUCUGAAGUAAUAAUAGAACAUUUAAAUUGUUUCAUAUCAACAGAUUUGAUUAUCAAAUAUAUAUCAAAUUAAAAAUCAAAUUUACGACUUUAAUA
Paramecium tetraurelia is the source of this 1570-nucleotide messenger RNA. RefSeq lists its product as uncharacterized. The transcript is spliced from 3 exons. Lineage: Eukaryota; Ciliophora; Oligohymenophorea; Peniculida; Parameciidae. The record is from RefSeq and is a predicted model, not a curated record.